AAUGCAUCCAAGUAGCACAAGAAAGAAAGAGAUUGCAUACUCCUCCUCCUCCUAUAGCCACUCUGCAACAGUCGAUUUUGCCCUCCAUGAAGUUUCUUUUCUAUUCUUCUCUUUUAUUAACAAUACUGUUAUCAUCAUGUUGGUCAAAGAAAAAUUGGGCGGCUUCAGAUUCAGAAAAUGAAUUUCAUGUUCUGGACAUCGCAGCACAUCUAUCCACCUCAGUUUGCCAAACGACCCCCCCUCCAGGUUUAAAGAAGAGACAAUCGUCGGCAGUAGCUGAAGUGAUCCACAGGCACGGCGCGUGCGCUGCUGAGCUGCUCUCGAAGAAUCAAACAAAAUCAUCCCAACCGCGCUUGGGUGACCAAUCAAGGGUUAACAGCUUCAUCCAGAAGCGACAGCGAGGCCGAGGCCGAGACUUGCCCGUCUAUUCGGGCCAUUUCCUACAUGAUGGCAACUAUAUCGUCACCAUGAGCCUCGGCACACCAGAAAGAAAACUCUUUCUAAUUCUCGACACCGGCAGCGACCUGACAUGGUUUCAAUGCCAACCGUGCUCUCUGACCUGCCACACACAACAAGGCCCGAUAUUCGACCCCUACAAGUCCACUUCGUAUUCGGACAGUAGUUGGAAUUCCUCUGAGUGCUCUGCUUUGGCGGCUUCAUGCAUUCCUGGUCGUUCCAUAACCAACAAAUGCACCUACACAAUCACAUAUGGUGAUGACUCCGUGAGCACCGGAUACCUCGGCAAAGACAAACUUACCAUAGCACCAAACGAGGCUUUCCCAGAUUUCGCGUGUGGCUGUAGCCUAUUCACUCAGGGAAAUUUUGGGCUCGAGAAUGGACUUGUGGGCCUCGGCAAAGGACCCAUAUCCUUGGUCUCCCAAACUGCUAAAAAGUACGGAGGAUGUUUCUCCUACUGCCUCCCGUCCACCUCCGCCAAAGGCUUUCUCUUGUUGGGAAAAGAUUACGAUCACACCACCAAAUUCACGCCUUUGAUUGAUCACCCAUCAUCCUACAUCGUCAACAUAACCGCCAUAGCCGUGGAAGGACGCAACUUACCUGCCAACAAUAUAUAUAUGCCGCCGAUACCUAUCCUGGUAGACUCGGGAACGGUCAUCUCCCGUCUCCCGUCGGACGUAUAUAAAGCGUUGAGCAGCAAAUUCAGGCAAGCCAUGCGCACUAAAUACGGAUACAAGGGGGACUUCUUUGGUGAUGGAUUCUUUGACACUUGUUUCGUUCCUAACAGCAAUAAAACUCCUGUCCCGUCUGUGUCAUUCACCUUUCAGAAUAACGUGAAAGUCGAUUUGGAUGCUUCCGGAACAGUUUAUGUUUUCAACGAAUCGUUUGUCUGCCUUGCUUUCACUGACGAUAAUUUCGCUAUUUUCGGCAACACUCAGCAAAAGACAUUCGAGGUCGUGUACGAUGUUGCCGGCCACAGAUUAGGGUUCCGCCGAGGCAUGUGUACUUGACUGCUUUCACAAAUACACUCAAUCAUUUCACCUCUUACUGUAAUAAAGGGUGACUUUUUUNUUUUUUUGUUU
Messenger RNA from Striga asiatica, 1538 nucleotides. The record is from the annotation of a GenBank genome assembly. NCBI's taxonomy places the organism in Eukaryota, Viridiplantae, Streptophyta, Magnoliopsida, Lamiales, Orobanchaceae.